Messenger RNA from Coregonus clupeaformis (lake whitefish), 6378 nucleotides. Its product is annotated as soluble lamin-associated protein of 75 kDa. The transcript has 14 exons. Lineage: Eukaryota; Metazoa; Chordata; Actinopteri; Salmoniformes; Salmonidae. The record is from RefSeq and is a predicted model, not a curated record. Bases 715 to 3144 code for a protein of 809 amino acids.
AAGAGUUUUUCUGCACAAAGGGGCUUUAUUACAGACAGAAAUACUCCUGAACAUCCCACCCAAAAUGUUUUUUUUUCACUAAUUGGUAAUUUGACCAAUCAGAUCAGCUCUGAAAAAGAGCUUUGACGUGAAAAGAUCUGACGUGAUCUGUCUGCUAUGCCUACUCUUGUUGCUGGGCUGAAAAGAGAAGCAUUUCUCAAUGCUUUGACUCCAUCUACUGUUCAAAGGCUGCGUCUACACAGACAGCCCAAUUAUGAUCUUUGUUUCUCCACUAAUUGGUAUUUCGAUCAAUCACAUCAUCUCUGUGUGGAAUUGUAAAGCACCAGUAUCACACACACGUUGUGAAUAUAUUACUAUGUAGCCUAGCCUAGGAUUACUUCAAAUAAAUGCUUUUAGGAUAUCAGAGAGAGAGAGUGCAAAUCAAGUUCUAACUUAAACUAUAAAAAAUGUCUUCAAUAAAUAUUUGAGACAUCAGUCGUAUUGUGGUCCCCUGUUGGUUAUGUAGUUGGAAUGUUUACCUUGCACAUUCUCUCUGUCCCAGCAGCCAAAGAACGGAACGCGCGCAUCAUGGAGAACGUGCGUACUGUCGCUCAGGCUACAAGCUAUUAGCAACGGAGGCGUUCGUGGGUUUCAAAACAUUCAAGAAAUAAACUGUGUAGUUGGUGCAAAAAUAAGUAAAAUAAACAGACUACGUGUCGUCAGCAGGAUUAAGGGAUGGAGUUCCCUGUGGACGUGUUGGGUUCAGUGAGGCAAGAGGAGGAGGAGCAGGCAGCAGAGGGCUACAUGACCCGGCUACGAUACGUCAGCCCCAACAAGACCGAGAGCUUUACCCUGCCCAGCCACAGAAAGAUCUGUAUCGGUUUGUGUAACGUUGGUUUUGUUCCCAUCUAUGGAGGAGACCUGAAGCACAAGAUUCUGGCCCUGUUCGCCCCAGAUGAUCAGCUCACAGCGGUAGCUCUGUUCCUGGCAGGACAGUGGUGGUCAGUAGAGGACGUCCUCAGAACCUCAAACCCUUCCAGAACUGGCCUGGUCAAGGUGAGGAGUCUUGGUGAGCGGAUCGUCCUGUACAUUCUGAACCGUAUCGUGUACCGCGUGGGUGAGAUGGACAAACCUGAGGUGCCCUUCCUGUGCCACGGCCAGCACGACUUCGCCAAGCUCCUCUGGAAGGAUGGAAACGCCGUCGGGUUCUACUCAGUCAAACCCAAAGACAGCUUAUGUAAUAAUUUUGUGACCCAGCGCUACCAGCUUCCUGUCAUGAACUCCAUCUUUGUCAGGAAGUGUCACCGUGGAAAAGGUCAUGGCCUGCAGAUGCUGGAGGACUUUGUGGACUCUUUCAAAGACAACCAGCUCGGCCUGAAGUACCCUCUCUCUCUAACCAUGUAUAAAGUGUGUGGCCAGUACCUGUGUCGGUACCCAGCUGACCAGGAUCUGCUGUGGGUGGUAGAGGGAGUGGGAGGACUCUACCAGAGAGAGAAUGUGGCCAGCAAGAUCAAAGCCCUAGCACUGAAAGUGGUGCUCCACGCGGUGGCGUCUAACGGAGACCAACGAGCUGCCUCUCUGGACCACACAGACAUCAACAUGGAGGAGGAGGAGGAGGACAACUUUCUGGACAUCACCGAGGAUCUUUUGGUGGCAAAUAAGCCUCUCAAGUUAAUAGAAGCCCUGGAUGGCACACCAGUGUCAACGCGUAUCAGGAGUAGCGGACAUAAAAAGCAUGGCAGAGAAGAGACGGAAGACUCCACAGAGGAGAGCCAGCCUCUGAAGAUGAACAGAUUGGAGGAUGCAAAGGCAGAGCCCACCACUACGGCUGUAGAUGAGGAUGAAGGAAGAGCAGGAGAGGCAGAGGCUGCUGUGGCCUCUGUAGAGGAGGAGGACACCAAAGCUCAGGAGGUGGAGGAGAUGAACGGAGAACUGACUGAUGACCAGAGAGAGGAGGUGGAGGAGGAGGAAAAGGAGGAGGGGGGAGAGGCUGUGCAAGAGAACAGAACGACAGAGGAAGACGUGGAAAUGAAGGACGACGAGGAGGAGGAGGAGGCGGCGGCGAAGGAGGAAGAGUCCAUCGAGGCUGAAGACAUAGUAGAAGCUGAAGCUGUGGUGGAGGAGGAACUGGAGGAGGUUCCUCUCCCGUUAGUAGAAGAACCAGCCUCUGUUUCAGAGGAGGCCCCCUCGCCUGCAGAGCCAUCCUCAGCAGAGCCCUCCAUCUCUGGGGAUGUGAGUGAGAAGGCAGGGGGGGAACCUCCAGCACCUUCAGAGGAGGCCGCAGCUACACCCAUGGAAGAAGGAGAGGAGGACACCGUAGUAGCAGCUCCUGUGGCGUCAGAGGGGUUGGCUGAAGCUGUGGUGGAGGAGGAACUGGAGGAGGAGGUUUCUCUACCAUUAGUAGAAGAACCAGCCUAUGCUCCAGAGGAGGCCCCCUCGCCUGCAGAGCCAGCCCAAGCAGAUCCCUCCAUCUCUGGGGAGGUGAGUGAGGAGGCAGGGAGGGAACCUGCUGCGCCUCUAGAGGAGGCCGCAGCUACACCCAUGGAAGAAGGAGAGGAGGUAAAGGGAGAAAAUGAGGAGGCUACGGAGAAAGCAGUGGAGGAACCAGAGGUAGAGGAGAAAUCCAUGGAGGAGGCCAUUGCGGUGGACAGCAGUAGCCAGGAAACUGUGGUCCAGGUGGGGGUAGCAGACCUGUCCUACCAGCCUCCGGAGGAAGGAGAGGAGGAGGAGGAGGCGGCGAAGGAAGAGGUCCUGGUCGAGGAGGACCAAAAUAAAGGGAUAGAGGAGAUGGAGAAUGCUACCAGUACAGCGGAUGAUAAAGAGGAGUUGGAGGAGGGAAGUGAGAGCUCAGACGAGGGUGGCAAGGUUCAGGCCCUUUGGAGGAGAGGUAGUGGCAGUGGCCUGGCGGAGCCUAAACGUAAAUCUACGAGACUCAGCAGAGUGGUCAUCGAGCCCGAGGAGCAGGACAGGGAGCAGCCGGAGGUCACAGAGGAAGAGGAGGAGAAAGCUACAACUACAGAGGAGGAAGAGGAGGCUGUAGAGAAGGGUUCGGCUGAGGAGGAAGAGGAGCAGCCACCAGUGAUUGACCAGCGGGCAUUGAGAAGGAAGAGCAGACCGGUCCAGACUCCAAAUAAAGCCAGAGGGAAACGACACAGCAAGAUCUAAACAUACACCAGAAGGAGCACAACACACACACACACACACACAAGGUGAUGUUUUCUAUCUGGCUUUAGGGUUUGUAAGGGGUAUAAAGUUUACUUGUAUUAUCUCAGUAUGAUGUUGUUUAGAUGGGUUUACUUUAGGUAGUUCAUCUUUUACAGAAAACGAUGAAAAAAGUUUUUGUACAGGAAAAUUCAAUACUCGCUGUUGUAAUAAGUCAAUGGGAAGUCUUUUAAUGUUCAUAUGUAAUUGUAUUCUUGUUUUUACUGCCUUGUUCUUUAGGAACUGACUGAUAUUGAGUUUAACAGGCUUGUUGUCGCGGUUGGAAUGUGAUUGUCAUUCAAAGAUUCACUAUCAAGCCCAGUUCCAUGUUCUCCUAUAGCCUGGUCCCAUAAGAGGUGCCGCUGUUAUAUUUAUACUAGUUACAGUAUUUAAAUAGGUUGUGUCGAAACACCUCUUUAGUUCAUAGUUCUUGCAGGAGUUAUUUUAUUAAAAAGUAAUUGAUGAAGUUAUGUUCCAAUGAAAGCCAGCAAGACCCAUUAGCUUUCGAAGACAAUAUGUAACUUGUAUUAAGGAAGGAAACUUUCCAAAAAUGCCUGCAGUUUUCUCCGUAGUGCACACCACCUAGCUAUCUUAUCUCUUGGAGUGAUUAUAUUUUCGGAUGCGCUGAAAUACUUUUUAUUUAGAAAAGCUGUGAAUGAACGUCAAUCAUGAUAUUUAGGCACAUACUCACACAGACACGCACGCACAUGCAUACAAAAACAUGCACACAUUUGCAUAUUGAUAUAUACAUAAAUAUAUUUAGUGAAUAUACCCAUAAACUGUAUUUUGAAUAGGAAGAAUAGAUUUGGACAUUAUUGAUAUUAAUUUAGUAAUAAAAUAACGUUUCUAUCAUAGUUGUAUUUCCCAUGUAUAAUUUAAGAUGGUAAUUUAGACUUUAUAUUAUAAUUAAUAGCAUGUUUAAUUGGAUAAAAUAUGUAUAUUACAAUAACUGUUACAAUGAAACAUGUAUAUUACAAUAACUAGAUUAUACCAGAAUGUUGAAGUAAAUGAGUUUAUAUACCAUUGAUAUUUUUGAUAUAAACAGUUGUAAAAUGGCACAACUUUCACUAUUGGGAGAAAAAUAUUUGCUACCCAAGAAGAAUAUUUGCUACCCAAGUUAAGUUAUUUCCACGUGAAUUUUAUGCUGUCAUUGAGUGUCGAUUCACUAGUAGAGGGUACAUUGAGCCAAAGAUGUGAAGCAGAAUGCAUCAAAUGGGCUAUUGAUGUACCAUGGUUAUAGGUCAAUAUAUAGACCCUACACUAGGGUCAUAUUCACAAGGCACCAAAUGGAAGAAAACUGAUUUAAACAGGGAGGGUCUACCUGAAAAACACUCCUUUUCAUUUUCCGUUGCAAAAUGUUUUGCUACGGUGUGAAUUAAUGAAUAUGACCCGUGUUAAGGUAUUGGAUGGCAUUCCCCAGUGUUUAUGAGAUGGUUCUAGCCAGUUGCAUUGACUGUAAAGGUGCUUUCCUCUGUAUGGAAGGAAACCCGUUAUAGCCUUGGCAGAUCGUGUCAAUGCAACUGUUUGAUGUAAACCAUAUAAAUAUAAUUAGUAAUUGACUUGAAUUGGGUUACCCCCAUUCUAGUAAUUCUGUUUCUAUAAUGUAAACCUCGAUGUCAGAAUGACACUCUUUCACAGAUGGUGUUUUGGUGGACAUGAGUUGGGGUUUCUCCCUACUACAAAAAAAUCAGUAACGCUGCCUCUAUUCAUCCGUUGUUAAUCAGUUGCCUUCAUAACAUCUAUGUGAAAGGCAGAAAUAUCUAUUUUUGUAUGACUGAUGUUUGUUCGCUAUAGCUGGGUCCAGGUCAUGUAAAAGACAAGCUACAGCGGACAAUACCUGAUGGAGCAGCUUCCUCUCCUCGUCUCUCCUUAAUCUGCACUGAUCUGAAAACUAGGGAUAAGUGAAAGCAAUAUGGCAGAAACCUACCAGGGGAUUUUGCUUUCACCUGUCCACUUCCAGAUCAGUGCAGGGAAAGGAAAGGAGAUGAGGAUGCCACUCUAUACUAUUGAGAUGCUCUCCAUGUGUUUGUUGUGGAACUAUCUGUUCUUUCAACCACUGCUAUUCUUGUGGAUGGAUUCCAUUAGUUCUGUUGCUACUGUAUUUUGGUUCCCCCAACUCUUAUUAUGAUGUCUUGAAACUCAAAUGUACAGAAUGUUACACAGCCAUGUUAGUUCUGGUAGUUUUCUGUUUUAAUGGAUUCUGAAUAUGAUGUAACAGUAGAGGGAGCCAGAGUAGGUGUCAUUGAGCUACAGCAUUAAGAAUAGGACAGCCUGUCUUGGCCGUGUUGUACCGUUUCAGAUUUGGGUUGAUAAUGGAAGUCACCAGUUGGUGGCGCUCACAUUCUGCCUAAUUUGGCUGCUGUGGUUCCCACUGUGUUCUGUGUCUAUGGUGGUUUUAUACAUGCUCCGUAGAUAUGACUGACUGGGUUUGUGCUGGGGCCAUCCAAAACUAAGGCUGGCUUACCCCAGGGCCGUGUUCAGUGGGUUGCAAUGUUACUGAAGGCUCAGAUAAAAAAUAGUUUGUUAGCCGGGUACAAGACACUCCUGUUUGCAACGUUCAGAACAUUGCACCGUACCUCUACUCUAAAUCAGCUAUCUUAUUGACCUCAUUCACAACCAAUAGCCAGAAUAUGGUAGGUUUUAGUCUGUCCUGAAUGGCAAAUUAUGCCCUAUAUAGUGCACGCUUUUUGACCAAAAAUAGUGCACUAUAAAGGGAACAGGGUGCCAUUUAGGAUACACUGUUCUGUUGAUUUGUUUGCACAGUAAUGUGUACUGUUUGUGGUUGGAGAGAUUAACAGUUUCAGCGUUGACACCUAUGUUAGUCACAUGUACUAUCAGGGUCUCAAUUCAAGAGAUGAAUCGAAAUGAAAUUAAUGAUUAUUUUCCUAUGAUUUCAAAACAAAGAAAAAUGUGUGCCUUUUUUGAAUGAUCCAUGCCUGUGUAAGGGACAUUUUUCCCCAAUGAGUUUUACAACUAUUUCAAAUAACCUCCUGAAUUCACUGAGUUAUAAUAGAUUACAACUCAUUCCUGCAUCUUGUCACUUCCACAUAAUCUGCCUCUUGUGAUGUUACUGGAUCUAUCCUGUUUGUUUCUCAGCUAUUUUAUUACAGGCUACUGUUUAUCUUAUUAAUAUCUUACAGAAUGUAUUUCAACCUAUGAUUUCCUUGUAGUUAAUAAAAAUGUUUUUCUGAAAUUACA